This is a messenger RNA of Nicotiana tabacum (common tobacco), 886 nucleotides long. NCBI's taxonomy places the organism in Eukaryota, Viridiplantae, Streptophyta, Magnoliopsida, Solanales, Solanaceae. The record is from RefSeq and is a predicted model, not a curated record.
AGAAGGAAACGGAAAUAAAUAGUUGUAGAGAUGGAAUGUGAUAAAGCUUCACCUGCUGUUAGAAAAGGGAACAAGAAGCAAGUAAAGGAUGAGUUGGACCGGAUUAAACAGGCUGAGAAAAAAAAGAGGCGCUUAGAGAAAGCCUUGGCUACUUCAGCUGCCAUCCGCUCUGAAUUGGAAAAGAAGAAACAGAAAAAGAAAGAAGAACAGCAAAAGCUUGAUGAGGAGGGUGCCGCAAUCGCCGAGGCAGUUGCUCUGCAUGUCCUAGUAGGUGAGGACUCGGAUGAUUCAUGUAAGCUUUUGCUGGAGAAGGAUGAAGAAUCAAACUCAUGGGAUAUUGGUAGCAAUUUUGAUUUUUUUAUGGGCGGAUAUAGAGCCAUGCUUCCUCAUCAAGAACUCUCAAAAUAUUCAGUUGAAGGAACACAGUGGGUGUCUGGUACCAACGGGUAUGGAUGCAUGUGUGAGCAGGAAAAUAGCACGUGGAUGGUCUCUUCUGUACCUUUGGCAGGGAAUGUUCACCAUCAAUGGUUUGAUGUGGGGAAUUGGGAGGUUGCCAGACUUUCUGCUGGACUUCUUGCAGCACAAGCUGUCUCAUCACUUCAGAUUGCAGAAGAUGCUCCAAUGGACUCAUAUGUCUUCAGUCGGAUGCUGAGAGAGUGAACUGUGGAGGUCUAACGUCUAUCAUCCAGUUGGUUGGUACUUUAUGAGAUGUUUUUUUUUAUUUGUGUGGUUUAGGAUAAUUCCAUGUAUAUAUAUUUUUAGUGAACUCAAUCCGCAUUGUUUUUGACUUAUUAUGCUUGUGUCGGUCAUGAGCCUUUAAAAUUCACUAAAUAGUUCCUGGAUGAUUAUCGCACUAUGAAUGUUACAUUGUAGUUCUGAUUGUGAA